This is a messenger RNA of Dibothriocephalus latus, 507 nucleotides long. The record is from the annotation of a GenBank genome assembly. Lineage: Eukaryota; Metazoa; Platyhelminthes; Cestoda; Diphyllobothriidea; Diphyllobothriidae.
AUGACAACUUGCCAUUCUUUAGAAUAUGAUCAUUUCAGCGGUUUUAUCCCUCUAUACCUCCCUUUUCAGUUGCUUGUCACCUCCAAUGACUCCAGAGUUCGCUUGAUUGAUGCUCGUGACUAUCACACCCUCUGCAAGUACCGCGGUUUUGUCAAUGAGAGCAGUCAAAUUCGAGCUUCUUUCAGCCCGACAGCCCGGUACAUAAUUUCCGGAUCGGAGAACUGCUUCUUCUACAUCUGGCGCAAGCAGGUUGACUUCCUGAAUGUGUCUCGCUUCUCCACCUCGCGCAAGGACCGCAACAACUACUGGGAGUCCAUCAAAGCCCACGAUGCCGCGGUUACAGUGGCCAUCUUUCUGCCAAACCCAGGCCUGUUGUUGGACAAGCGACUGCGUCGAUGGAACUCGGCCCGUCGUCGGACUGGUGGUGACCUCAGACUGCGUUCCUACCUCGGUGACAGCAAAGCCGGUGUUGGUCCCAACUCGCGCCACAUGCCAUACUUCGGCGAA